GGGCAGUGGGUGAAGCCAAACACCCAGAUCAUACAUCGACUUUCGAAUUUGAAUCAAGAAAUUCCGAGUCUAUCCCCGACAAAUCCAUCGUCAUGGACUGCACCGUCGAGUCGGCUUGGUCGAACCAGUCUUCGAGCCCAUCAGUGCUCUCCACCAGGCUUGCUUCUCUCUUUCCUCUUUCCGAUGCUAUUUUGAAUGCCCAAAACAUAACAGUCGAAGAGAGUACAAACAUGAUCCUAGAUGAAAUCAGAUCCGUGUCGAAACAAGGCGAACCCACUCCGGCGAGUCCAUUCACCAAACCUCCUGAGAAGGCCCCUCUGAGUGUAAGUUCCGACUACGCUACAUUGUCAAACUCGCUAGCUAAUAGGCAGAUUUGGGCGGGUCCAAAAGACACCGUCGUGAAGAAGCCAGUGUACAAGGAAACCAACAAAGACUACGAGUGCGAACAGCCAUACAAAAUUCAAGCCGUGUCCGCGUGCGUCGAGCUCAGCCCAGAGCAAGUCGGUCAAGAGAACGAAUGCAAGGUCGAGGAGCCGGCAUGGCUGCGAGUCCCCGUCUGCUCUGGGCGUUGUCACGGUGUGCAGCUGAAGCCCAUGCGGACCGUCGUCAAACCUAACUCUCCGAGUCCGACCGUCGACCUUAAUCUAGAUCCUGAUGAGUCCAAAGCCUGGGACCCCGAGCGCAGCCAGCAUCUGAAACGAAAGCAUUGUAAAUGGGCUGUUGCUGCAGCAGGAGUUCAAGCUUCCGGCGGUCCACGACAAGGGCCUGUAGGCGGAAGGGGAUGUAACAAUAACCCCGCCCAACCCAGUAGCAAAUUCUACAAAUGCGACGAGCGUGCUCAAAUCCCCUGCGCUCCAUCGGGGGCCCAAUGCUUCGCGUCUCCUUAUGGUCACCUGCGCCCCGGCACCUUCCUGCCCGUGCUCUUCCCUGUCCCGGGGGACAUUAUCAUCAGCCAGCAGUGUAGAACCGCUGAACUGAACAACCCGCUGUAUAACCCCGGGGGCCAUGUCCGAUUCCACUUCGACCCAACGCACUUCACUCGAAGUGCGGCCAUGAGGAAUAGUAUGAUCUUGCAGGACUAUUCGCAGGCGCAGGCGGUGUUUCAGAACGACGAUCUGAUCAUUCGCGCCGGGGCGUUCGAGGCGAACUACAUCUGGACACCGCAGGAUAACGUCGAGUUGUUCCGUCACGUGCUCCUCAUGGCUCCGUAUACUUGGCUGUUUUGUGGUCGCUGUCCGUUCAAACCCCUAGGCAGCAUUAGAACGUUCGGGUUGGGAGCGGAGACGAUUCCUUUCAUGGAAAUGCAUCAGUUCCCCCCCGAACGACGAAUGGUGCAAGAUCCGAACACUACGAGAUGGAUCGGGUCCGGAUUCCGACCCGAGUCUACCGAUUUGAUUAUUACUUUGUCUAGGGGCAUGGCCGAUGUGACCAUUAGCUACUUCCACUGGCAAACUACGCAUCUGUCGCAACACGAUAUGCUAAUUCGCGCUUCGUACACGCGCGUGGAGGACACUACCCUCGGUACCGUCGAUAUGUUCAUGUAUCUAAUGAACCCCGCCACACAGCAGCUCAUGUGGAACUUCCAAGGUAGGGACGUUCAGCUCUUCGGAGGCAGCGUUUCGCUCGAGCAUCUGAUUCAGAUUAUGGACCUUGCGACCCCGAUGGAUGGUUAUGGCGGGUCCAGGACUCAGCAGCUGGCGCAAUGCUACAAUCCACUUCAAGGAGGGCGAAAUACAGGGAUACAUUAACGAACCAUGGAGUAGGAUUCAGCUGAGUCUGCAUACUCUUGAACACGUUCAGAGUAGAAGUAAACACCACGUUUGUACGAAGGGCUACAGAUUUCGAUCAAGUUCAUCUGAGUACUCCACUGCGAUUAACACCGGCCUUGCUCGAUCGGAAUCUUAAUUCGAACGAAACUUCGUAAGGUAGAGGUUUGCUACCAAAGGCAGGAAAGAACCAUUCUAAAGAAUGUUUCUUAGCAGAUGAACACAAGACUCGCUCAAAUAGAAUAAAUCCAGAUAACAAUCGCUGGUUGGAAUCAAGACCACCUGUCCUUCCUAGCAUAAUUAGGGGGUAAUUUUCUUACUGCGCUAGGGAGACUUUCGAAUUAUAAACAACGUAAGUCCAAUCAUUAAAUCCCCCAAUAAACUGCAAAUAAUAACAAGCUAACUUAGUAGACAGAGAACAAGAAAAACUAAAUAUUGUACUACUAGAGCUUGAAUGGAUCACUAAAAAAAUGCGUUAAAUUGCAAUUGAGGUCUUUGAGAACUCUGGUCCUACGGUUACAUUUUCUUCAUCAACGGAAAUUUGCCAUAAUUUAGAAAUAUAUGCAAAGGAAAAAAAGAGCAGCAAAGUAGAAUCAGGAGUUACAAAAUCCUUACUUGUAGUAUAGUAGUACAAAAAGACUAUACAUGCUUUUAUUAGAAAAAACCAGGGAGCUUAAAAGAACAAGAGACGUUCUUAGGCGUGUAAAUUAAACUUCGUUUCUGCUCAAGCUAAUAAAUGGUCACAAUGGUGAAUCUUUCAAGACUUUGCAUUACUAGAGAUACGAGGGUGAUAUCAUCCUUCAAACGAAUUUGCUCGGAU
This is a messenger RNA of Marchantia polymorpha subsp. ruderalis, 2586 nucleotides long. The record is from the annotation of a GenBank genome assembly. Lineage: Eukaryota; Viridiplantae; Streptophyta; Marchantiopsida; Marchantiales; Marchantiaceae.